This is a messenger RNA of Perca flavescens (yellow perch), 1879 nucleotides long. Its product is annotated as copine-9. Lineage: Eukaryota; Metazoa; Chordata; Actinopteri; Perciformes; Percidae. Gene Ontology annotation, molecular function: calcium-dependent phospholipid binding. The record is from RefSeq and is a predicted model, not a curated record. Gene Ontology annotation, cellular component: plasma membrane. Gene Ontology annotation, biological process: cellular response to calcium ion.
CACUCACUCACUCACUCACUCACUCACUCAUAUCCUCAGGUAUGCCUCCUAACUGCGUUCCAGCGACCGUCAGCAGCAGUACUUCCUCCAGCCGGAUUCCCUCUUCGUCUCAUUCUCGGUUUGAUGGGACUAACUAGCGCCGUCAUAUAAGUGAGAACUUCAACGGUUCAGAAUAAGUGAUUACAAAGCCUCAGCCAUGGCGACAAUAGUGGAUUUCGACCCGCUCAACUCCACAGUACCGGCGACAAAGAUUGAAAUCAGCGUUUCCUGCAGAAACCUGUUGGACAUGGACACCUUCUCUAAGUCAGAUCCAGUGGUGGUGUUGUACGUGCAAGGCCUGGGGACCAAGGAGUGGAGAGAGUUUGGUCGGACAGAAGUGAUCUAUAACACGCUGAACCCAGACUUUGUGAGGAAGUUUAUCCUUGAUUUCUUCUUUGAAGAGAAGCAGAACCUGCGCUUUGAUGUGUACAAUGUAUAUACAAGGAGCUCCAACCUUUCGAAACAUGACUUCCUGGGUCAGAUGUUCUGUACGUUGGGGGAGAUCAUCGGCUCGACAGGCAGCAGGCUGGAAAGGACACUCUCUGGGAUUCCCGGGAAGAAGUGUGGGACCAUCAUCUUCUCAGCUGAGGAGCUCAGUAACUGCCGGGACAUUGCCACCAUGCAGCUCUGUGCCAACAAGCUGGAUAAAAAGGAUUUUUUUGGCAAGUCUGACCCUUUCCUGGUCUUCUACAGGAGCAACGAGGACGGGACGUUCACCAUCUGCCACAAGACUGAGAUGAUCAAGAACAAUCUAAACCCUGUUUGGCAGCCGUUUACCAUCCCUGUCCGAGCCCUAUGUAAUGGAGACUAUGACAGGACGGUCAAGGUGGACGUAUUCGACUGGGACAGAGACGGGAGUCAUGACUUCAUCGGAGAGUUCACCACCAGCUACAGAGAACUGUCCAGAGGACAAAGCCAGUUCAAUGUCUAUGAGGUUUUAAAUCCUAAAAAGAAAGGCAGGAAGAAGAAAUACAUCAAUUCAGGGACGGUGACCCUGCUGUCUUUCAAAGUGGAGUCAGAAUACACGUUUGUUGACUUCAUCAGAGGAGGGACACAACUCAAUUUCACUGUGGCCAUAGACUUCACAGCAUCCAAUGGUAACCCGUCCCAGCCCACAUCACUGCACUACAUGAAUCCGUACCAGAUGAAUGCGUAUGCCAUGGCUCUGAAGGCUGUGGGGGAGAUUAUCCAGGACUACGACAGUGACAAACUCUUUCCAGCAUAUGGCUUUGGAGCUAAACUUCCCCCGGAUGGCAAGAUCUCCCACGCCUUCCCACUGAACUCCAAUACAGAAAACCCAAACUGUGUGGCCAUCGAGGGAAUACUAGAGGCUUACUUCCAGAGCCUGCGAACUGUUCAGCUGUAUGGCCCAACUAACUUUGCACCUGUCAUCAACCAGGUGGCUCGGUGUGCUGCAGAAGUGACUGACGGCUCCCAGUACUUUGUGCUGCUGAUGAUCACAGACGGCGUCAUCUCAGACAUGGCUCAGACCAAAGAGGCUGUGGUCAAUGCAGCCUCCCUGCCCAUGUCUGUCAUCAUAGUGGGAGUGGGCCCUGCUGAGUUUGAUGCAAUGGAGGAGCUGGAUGGAGACGAGGUCCGAGUGUCCUCCAGGGGACGCUUUGCUGAGAGAGACAUCGUCCAGUUCGUCCCGUUCCGGGACUACAUGGACCGCUCGGGGAACCAGGUCCUGAGCAUGGCCCGCCUGGCUAAGGACGUCCUGGCAGAGAUCCCUGACCAGCUGCUGUCCUUCAUGAAGAGCCAUGGGAUCCAACCGCCCCCCUGCCCGCCACCUCACACUCCCCCGCAAUCAUCCCCUGUGUCCCCCACCACCGCAGCUUAA